UUUUUCACCCCCUAGUCAUGAAAAAUGAAGUUCACUCUUGAUAAAAGUCAUCUCUACAUAUCUUAAAUCACCUGCCUAAAGCGAUAUGAGUUGUUACUCAAUAUGUAAUUGAAAAAAAUUGCACUCCUUCAUCCAGUCAUGGCCAAUGCACAGGUAACAAGGGUUCGAGAUGUAAGGAGGUCGGAGAUCAGCAGAAGCAAUCCCCAAAAUGAAUACGAACUCAUCAUGCGUGUUGGGAGUGGUACUUACGGCGAUGUGUACAAAGCUAAAAGACUGUCAACAAAUGACUUUGCUGCCAUCAAAGUCAUAAAGUUAGAGCCAGAUGAUGACUUCAGCAUAAUCCAGCAAGAAAUCCUCAUGAUGAAAGACUGUGUCCACCCAAACAUCAUCGCAUACUUCGGAAGUUAUUUGAGAGGUGACAAACUAUGGAUUUGCAUGGAGUACUGUGGGGGCGGAUCCUUACAAGAUAUUUAUCACAUAACCGGGCCUUUAACUGAAAUUCAGAUUGCGUACAUGUGCAGAGAAGUAUUGAAUGGCCUUCAUUAUUUGCAUUCAAUGGGUAAAAUGCAUCGCGACAUCAAGGGCGGCAAUAUCCUCUUAACAGAUGGUGGAGAUGUUAAAUUGGCAGAUUUCGGUGUCUCCGGCCAGAUCACCGCAACCAUGAACAAACGGAAAUCUUUCAUCGGCACACCUUACUGGAUGGCUCCUGAAGUUGCAGCUGUAGAACGCAAAGGAGGCUACAAUCAGCUCUGUGAUAUUUGGGCUGUGGGCAUCACUGCAAUCGAGCUGGCAGAGCUACAACCUCCUAUGUUCGAUCUCCACCCGAUGCGAGUUCUUUUUUUGAUGGCCAAAAGUGGCUUCAAGCCACCCACACUUAAAGACAAAGAAAAAUGGAGUCCGACAUUCCACAAUUUUCUGAAGACAGCUUUGACCAAAAAUCCUAAAAAAAGUCCCUAA
Bemisia tabaci is the source of this 957-nucleotide messenger RNA. The record is from RefSeq and is a predicted model, not a curated record. Lineage: Eukaryota; Metazoa; Arthropoda; Insecta; Hemiptera; Aleyrodidae.